ACAGUUGCUGCUGCGCUGCUCAGGAGGACAGAGGCCCCUUCUGCCUGCUCCUAAUUCCGACCACGGAGCGGUUGCCGGGACAACACGCUAACGGAGCGGCUCAGCCCCGCCCCGGGUGCGGCCAUGCUCGGCCGUUGGGAAGUGCGUCACGGCGGGUGUGCGCCUGCGCCGAGGCGGCGGAUUCGAACGGCGGCGGGCAGUGCUGGACCCUGUCACGGCAGCAGGAGCAGGAGGAAGAAGAGGAGGAGGAUGAGGCGUACGGCGCCCCGCGGCACUUUGCGGAAGAUCAUAAAGAAGCACAAGCCUCACUUACGCCUGGCGGCCAACACCGACCUGCUGGUACAUUUGAGCUUCUUGUUGUUUCUCCAUCGGCUAGCAGAAGAAGCCAGGACAAAUGCUUUUGAGAACAAAAGUAAAGUAAUUAAACCUGAGCAUACUAUAGCUGCAGCAAAGGUUAUUUUAAAGAAAAGCAGAGGCUAGAGGAAAAAAAAAAGAAUGCAGAGGCUACGAAACAGCAAUGGAAUUUCCAAA
Molecule: messenger RNA, 531 nt
Organism: Numida meleagris (helmeted guineafowl)
Lineage: Eukaryota; Metazoa; Chordata; Aves; Galliformes; Numididae
Gene: CENPW
Product: centromere protein W
Exons: 3
Coding region: 124-480 (118 amino acids)
Biological process (GO): mitotic cell cycle; chromosome segregation; kinetochore assembly
Cellular component (GO): nucleoplasm; kinetochore
Molecular function (GO): DNA binding; protein heterodimerization activity
Source: RefSeq, a predicted model, not a curated record